CGUGUUCUGUCGGUAGUUUUCGGUUCAUCCCUUUCCUGAGACUUCGUAUAAAACAAACAGUAGAGCUGCUUGCUAUCCUAUCCUGCGGAUUAGCUCGCUUGAUUCUUGGUAACGUUUCCCGUUAAUUACCCCGUUAAUUUGGACCUACUAUCGGUAAAAGAGAUUCCGGUGAUUUUUUUUCGCGGUUCUUCUCUGCUCUCUGCUUCGUACCGGACUCGGAUACACUCGGACCAACGGCUUCUGCUGCUCGGUCCCACUCGGCUCUUGUCGUGUUCUAAUGGACGAAGCGGACUCGGCUACGAAGGCGCUCGGGCUGGAUGAACCGCCCAUCAUCGGCAUCGGCAUGCAGCCGGUGGAGGAAGUGGGCUCCGGCUCGGAUACCGAAUCGGAGGCCGAAGUCACCACGAUGGCCGUGAUGUCGGAACCGGGAAACCUCGACAUGGGAGCCGAGUCCCUGCCGAACCCGGACGAGGCCGAGGCGGCGUUUGCAGAGGUGACGGCUGUGACGGUGGCGGAUGUUCAAGCUGCUGAGGACAAUGUUUAUACCACAACGGUCGCCACAUCAGGAAGUCUCCCUGAACACGUGCUGAGUGGGAGGACAACCCUCCAGCUGGGCGAUGGUCUCAGCACCCAGAAGGCCACCUUGAUCGUGGUUCACACUGACGGCAGCAUCGUGGAGGCUACUGGCCUCAAGUCUGCUGCCACAAUGGCACCAGGCCCACAGACCCCGCCCACCCCGCUGACUCCCCCCCAGGACAAGGACUCCUGCUCCAAGUACAACUGGGACCCCUCAGUCUACAACCAUGAGCUGCCGGUCCGCUGCAGGAACACCAGCGGAGUCCUCUACAAGAACCGACUGGGAUCAGGGGGUAAAGGUCGCUGCAUCAGACACAACCAGCAGUGGUUCUCUCCCACUGAGUUUGAAGGUCUGGCGGGAAGAGCGAGCAGCAAAGACUGGAAGAGGAGUAUCAGAUACGCUGGCAGACCUCUGCUCUGCCUCAUACAGGAGCGUAUCCUGAACCCCCACGCUGCUUCCUGUACCUGUGCAGCCUGCUGUGAUGACCUGACAGGGUGUUCAAAGGACGGAGAGACUCUGGAAGCAGAAAACAUCAGUAUGACUGGUCCAGUACGCCUCUUCGUCCCGUACAAGAGACGGAAAAAGGACAAUGAGCCUCUGGUCACCUCGCCAAAAAAGGAACAUCCAUCUACCAAAAACAUAACGCUGUCCCCGGGGACCACAUUCACGGUGUCCCCGUCAGGACAGUUCACCACCUCCGGUACCUUGACCUUUGACCGCACGUCAUCGGGCGACGCCACCGCAGCCGCAGCCGCUGCUGCUGCCAUCAUCUCAGAAGGCUCAGCGCAGAGCGAGGUGUUCGCGAGCACAGCAGUGCUGACGGCGUUGCCGGCGCUGGCUGUGACUCCUCAGCCGGUUCAGGCCAAGAUGGCGGUGACGGUGGCGGAGGCGUCUCCUUCGGCCGAGCUGGUGAGCGGGCUGGAGGUGGGGUCUGUAGGGGGGUUGGGGUCGGCGGUCAGCGAGGGGCAGAAGAACACCUGGCUGUACCUGGAGGAGAUGGCCAGCACGCUGAUGAGCAACGUCCAGCAGCUGAAGGCUCUGAUCGAGCAGGCUAAAAACUCUACAGGGGACACUGCAGGGGUCAAAGGUCAGGGAGGCAGGAAGGAGUGUGGUCUCACUCAGUCGUUUCAGAACCAGAUCACGUUUCAGCACCCGGACGACUCGGAGGCCAAGAGGAGCUCUGACAUGACCGAGAUCAUCAUCAACCAGAUGUGUGUGAACUGUGGCCGGGUGGCGAUGAGUGAGUGUACAGGCUGUCAUAAGGUCAACUACUGCUCCACCUUCUGUCAGAGGAAGGACUGGAAGGAACAUCAGCACACCUGCUGUCAAUCAGCAGGGGGCGUGGCUGUUCAGGAGGAGGAGUCAAUCACAGCUAUGGACAUGGACAAAGUGAAAUGAAAGUGAAAACAUGAGGUCUUCAGACAGGAAGUCCUCAUAUGGUGCAGAGAGGUUCUGAACACUUAAUAUCUCCUCACUGGAACUUUUAUUUUAAAAGAAGGUCUGUGAUCUCCUGAGAGCUGAACUUGACGUUGAAGUUGGAUGUUUUUCCCAUUCACUUCAAUACGGUCACUACCAGUUUAUUAUGAUGUUUCAGAGAGGAAGGUACGAUGGUUUAGGGGUGUAACUAAUUAUUAUUUUCAUCAUUAAAAUCAUCAUUAGGGUUAUUAAUAAAAUAACCCUAAUGAUGAUUUUUUUAUUUAUUUUUCCUCAGUGACUGUUUCCCCUCUGUUGUUUUAUGAAACAGUAUUUUGCUGCCAUUUUUACUCAUUUAAAUCUCCGUCCAGAGACCGUCCUGGUUAAAUAAAGGUCAAUAAAAUAAAAAAAAUACUAUUAAAUUAACCCCACCCCACCCUGGCCAGUAUUAGAGAUGAGUUAUCUGUUUUCUGUUGUUAAUGGUAUUUUUUAUUUUUCAUCAUUCAUCAUUUUAAAGGCUUUGUUUUUCUUCUUAAAAGACAGUUUUUAUUAUGUGAAAGUUUCAGUCUGUUUUCUACGGAGAAUCAAAGUCCGUAAAGGUACUUUAUAUAAGAUAUUAUUUUUAUUUAAUAAAAAAGAAUCAUCUUUUAGGAUUGUGAAGCUUCUGUUUUUACUUGUGAUUCAAACUUACAAAACUCUAGAAAGACAGAAUACAUGCAGCAGCUGAUUGUGUGAGUCCAGAGCUGCCAGUAUUAAACCAUUAAAUUAAACUAG
This is a messenger RNA of Sebastes umbrosus (honeycomb rockfish), 2764 nucleotides long. RefSeq names its product DEAF1 transcription factor (gene deaf1). Gene Ontology annotation, cellular component: nucleus. Gene Ontology annotation, biological process: regulation of transcription by RNA polymerase II. The transcript has 13 exons. Bases 278 to 1975 code for a protein of 565 amino acids. Gene Ontology annotation, molecular function: DNA binding; DNA-binding transcription factor activity, RNA polymerase II-specific. The record is from RefSeq and is a predicted model, not a curated record. Lineage: Eukaryota; Metazoa; Chordata; Actinopteri; Perciformes; Sebastidae.